This is a messenger RNA of Babesia bigemina, 1434 nucleotides long. RefSeq lists its product as hypothetical. The record is from RefSeq and is a predicted model, not a curated record. The coding region runs from base 1 to 1434 and encodes 477 amino acids. The transcript has 6 exons. Gene Ontology annotation, biological process: double-strand break repair via break-induced replication; DNA replication. Lineage: Eukaryota; Apicomplexa; Aconoidasida; Piroplasmida; Babesiidae. Gene Ontology annotation, cellular component: nucleus; GINS complex.
AUGUUCGACCCGGACGGGAGCCAGUCAACCAGCUUCGACUUCCUCCGCAAGCGUAAGAGGACAUCGAAGAGGUCACAGGGUGACUCCAGCGCCGCCUCCGAUCACACGUCCAUAUCGAGGUCCACUUUAACGGCUGAAUCGCAUACGGGAUCCACCAGAAGGAGCUCCUUUCGUGGAAUCUUGUCUGACCACUCAAGAGCCCGGUCUGUUACACAGUCGCAAUCGACUACGCAGAGUUUAUCGCAUAAUGAAGAUUAUUAUCUCCCCAGUCGACCAACCGUCGACAACGAGCUGUGCAAACCACUUAAUUACGUCAUUUGGGCACGGGAUCAGAUGGCAUUUGGGAACAACGAGAUCCUUGCACGACCUAAUCUGGAGCAUGAGUUCUAUCGUCAGCUCGAGAUCCUACGCAAAAAGUUGUCGGCGCGUAACUUUGGCGCAUCUUCGUCUCUAAACAUCCUCGAGUCCGUGUUGGAGCUCAUGCUCGACGUUGAGGCAGGGUUCAGGUUCCUCGGUUCCAACGCGAACCCAUUUUGCCGAUUAUCGCAGAUAUACAUCAACGGAUACACUUUCCUGAGGCCUGUGGACUUGGCGUCGUACAAUUUUACUUGUAACGACGAAGAGGCUUCGGUUACCAUACAGCAAAAAAGGAUUACAGGCAACGUGUUCGCCCACCAACAGCUACUGCAGCAUUUUGCAAGGCAAUGCGAGUACCUCCCUUCGAAGUACUCUGGCGACUAUGCAUACAAACCGUUGCCAAUAAAAUACGAUUACGUCCCAAACCUGGUGACAAAAGUGCUUCUGCAGCGGGCAAAGCGACAGCCAAUCGUCGUCAAGGCCAUUGUCGACGUCCCUGGCGUGGACCUAUCGCCUUACGAGGGUUAUGUAUUCGAAGAGCUGAAAACCGGAGAGAAGGCCUGGUUACCGAUUUAUGUGGUGGAACGAUUAUCGCAUUUUGGAUUUGUUUCAGUAGACCUCCCAACGUACUUAACGCGCAGCGCGCUGCGUGAGCUUAGGGGUCGAGAGGAGCAAAACCAGACGCUCGAGAAGCUUCCGAAUGACUAUUUCUUUGAGAUCGCCCACCUGUUCACGAGGUGGCACGUCUUCGAAAGGGUGAACGUGCCCAACCUUUCAAACAGGAACCACGUGUACUGCUACAUAUCCAAGGUGGCGGCAAUAAUAGAAGACAUUAAAUACCAGAGGAUCAAGAAGAUUAGGCUAGCGCUUGACAAAUUGUCAAUGCGUGAAUCUGUCAUCGUCAUUGCGAAUUUGCAGUAUUCCGAGACGUACUACAUCAACCAGUUCCUCUCGGCGUACUGCGACAUGCGGGAUAACCAUAGCAGAGCUGACCUCCAGCCGAAUAUACAAAUAGAAAGCUUUGUUGGGGAUCUGGAGAACAAUUUGCUCGAUUCCCUCAAUGUACCCCUGCUGUAG